This is a messenger RNA of Drosophila suzukii, 6375 nucleotides long. RefSeq names its product ubiquitin-like domain-containing protein stuxnet (gene stx). Gene Ontology annotation, cellular component: nucleus. NCBI's taxonomy places the organism in Eukaryota, Metazoa, Arthropoda, Insecta, Diptera, Drosophilidae. The record is from RefSeq and is a predicted model, not a curated record. Gene Ontology annotation, molecular function: protein binding.
UUCGAGCCCCGUAAGUCGUUUAGAUGCUCUUUGGCGGUUGGCGCCGCUUGACUUGCCAGUGUGUGACUCUCCAGGCCGAGUGUGUGUGUGUGUGCGUAGUGGUUGUGCCAGCAGAGUUGUUGCAGAACCACCAACUACUAACUUAAAGUCAAAAGCAAAAGCAAGAGACGCGCGGUGAGCAGCAGCAGCAGCAAAACUGAACUGAGGUGAACACAAACAUAAAUGCAAAAAAAAAAAAUCAAAUAAAAAAUAUAACACCGGGACUCAAUAGCUAAAAUAAAAUAGCUCAAUAGCCAAGCGAAUACGGGUUUUUUUUUUCAUCUUCCUCUUCCUCUUGCACAUACAUGCGUACCUGGGCAGAGAUUCAGAGAUUUACCGCCUCCCCCGCCUCCUACACAUCGACAUUGUUGUUGUUGCUGUCGUUCCGCCGUCGCUCUCACGUAAUCCGCCCCCAAACCCCGCACCGCCCCACAAACUAGAUAGACCGAAAAUCGAUUAGCGGCCUCUCUUCUUCUUCUUCGUCAUCAUCAUCAUCAUCAUCUUCGGCGUUCGUUACGUUACGGUUACCGUUACGUCGCCCGCGCGUGUCGCUGUGUGAGCGUGUGCUGGUGUGUUGGUGUGCGUGUGCAAGGUGUGGUGUGUAUAGGAAAUCGAUUGGCAAUUUGAACCGAGUCGAGCUGAGCUGAGCUACUAUUCGCCGCAGUCGCCGCGUGUGUGCCGUUACGCGAUUUUCAACAGAUAUUGCUUUUAUUUUUUUGCCUGUGAAGUCCUCUUAAGAGAGUGUGAUAGCGAAAGAGAGCAACAGAGAGAGAGAGCGAGAGCGAGAGACGAGCUCCUCUAAAACCUCUUCAAACAAAAAAAAAAAAGAAAGAAAAAGCACCGGACAUGGAUAAAUCAGCGGCCACGAACUCGGCCACUGCCGAUGGCCAAAACGAGGCAGCAGCAGCAGCAGCAGCAGCUGGGUGUGGCAGCAGCAGCAACAAUAGCAGCAGCGGCAGCGGUAGCAAUACCACCACCACCAGCAACAACAACAACAACAACGGCGACUUGCAGCGUUUGGCAACAACAUCCUCAUCAGCAGCAGCAGCAACAACAACAAGUGCCGUGGUGGCAUCCCCAAUGACGAUCAACCUGAACAUCAGCACCACCACCGGCGGCAAUUUCGGCGUCAGCGUCGAGCCGUUCAUCAGCGUGGAGAGCCUAAAGAAGAUCAUCGCCAAGAAGCUGAAGGUGGCCAAGGAUCGCAUCUGUCUGCUGCACCGCGAGAAGGAACUUCAGGAUGGCACGCUCAGAGAUCACAACUUAAUGGACGGAUCCAAGAUCAUUUUGAUACCGAACGUGGAAACUGGUUUAUUGGCUCAGCGUCCCGAGAACACGGUUAUGCAAGCGCUGGAAUCGCUUAACGACUCGCAGGUUAAUGACUUUCUUAGCGGCAAGACCCCGCUUAACCUGAGCAUGCGCCUCGGCGACCACAUGAUGCUCAUCCAGCUGCAGCUGAGCACGGUCAAUCCGGCGGGCGGCGGUGCCACAGUGGCCACGGCCAGCGGUGGUGCUAGUGGUUCCACCAGCACCACAGCUGCUGCUGCCGUCAACACAACGUCAUCGGCGACCGCCAUGCCAGCUGGUACUGGCUGCUCCAGCGCCACAUCCUCCUCUUCGUCCUCCUCCUCCUCCUCAUCGUCGGUGGUGGCAGGAGGCAGCGGAAGCACUGGAGCCGGUGGCGCCACCACCUCGUCGUCAUCCACAUCCUCGUCAUCAUCGUCGACGAGGACGCGCUCUUCUGGCCAGCGAUCAAGUGGAAGAAUCGGCCAUGGACAUGUCCACAGCCACCAGCAUCCGAGUCUACAUGCUGUCAACAUGCAUGACAUGGGCCACAGACACGGUCAUGGUCAUGGCCACAGCCACGGACAUGGACAUGGGCACAGCCAUCACCAUCAUCAUCACCACCAUCACCAUCAUUAUCACAACGCUUCGGCCGUGGCUGCGGGCAGCGGCGGUGGGAUGUCCUCGUUGCGCAAGAUGUACGGCGAUUUGCCCAGCUCAUCUGGAGCAGCUGGUUCUGGGGCACCUGGAACUGGCACUGGCCAGGCCCAAAGUUCGUCCACGCUCAAUGGACCCGAUCUCACCAAGCUGCUGAUCAAGGGCGGCAUUCAGAACAUCAUGCAGAAGAGUUUCGCCUUGAAGGAGGCAAGCGGUGGUGCUGCAACUCGUCCUGUGGCCAAUGGUGGAUCCGGCUCGAGUCCGGGCAAGCCGGUGCUGGAGCAGUCGCCCAUCAAAUCGCUGUCGAAUCUCGUGUCCAGUCCCAUCAAGAUGACGGCCAUCAAAAACAUUCCCCUGCCCACAACGGCUGCCGCCAGUUCCAGUUCCAGCUCGAGUUGCAGCUGCAGCUCUAGCUCUUCGGCCUCCGCAUCAUCGUCAUCCUCUUCCAGUGGAGCCUGCACCACCAUUGGCGGCUGCCAGCAGGAUCCCAUAGCUGCCAAGCUGACCUCAUGCUUGUGCACACGUCUACCCACGCCGUCAGUGGCUCCGCCGGUGGCCUCCCUGGUCUCACCCAGUGCUCCUCUAACCAGAUCCGGCUCCACGAGCUCAUCCGGCAAGUGCCAGGAAUCGAGUUGCAGUGGGGCGAGUGCCGGAUACGCAGCACGUUCGACUGCCUCGGGCGCAGGCGUCACCUUCUCGGGCAAUUCGAUGCUGCACAAGACGGGUAAUAAUCGCAUCACCAGGACCAAGCAUCGUCACUAUCACGGACAUGGCCACAGUCACGGACAUGGACAUGGUCAUAGUAGCAGCGGCAGCAGCAGUAGCAGUAGCCACUUUUACCAUCACGGCUGUGCCGGCAACCAGUCUUCGGUUAACGCAGCCGCCAUAGCCUCGUCUUCCUCAUCCUCUUCCUCCUCAUCGUCGUCCUCCUCGUCGCGUCGCAAGCUGGAGCAGGCCAUGACAGCCGGAGCAGGAGGAGGAGGAGGAGGAGGAGCAGGAUCAGCAGCCACAACCACAACGGCAGCGGCAACGGUGGCCCUCCCAGCCAGCGCCACCGCCACCGAAGCCGACGACUCCCUGCUGGGUGUGUCGGACACCAGAACUCUGGCCGAGGCAUCGCGAAAUCUCACCCAGACAUUGCGCAAACUCUCCAAGGAGGUGUUCACCCACAAGAUCGAUCUAUCCGGGGCCGGCGUGGUGACCAGCAGCCGUAGCUCCAGCAGUGGAACAGCCUCAAGUGGAUCGGCAAGUGGCGAGGAGGCACCGCGCAAGGGCGGAUCGGGAGCCGUAAUCGAGUCGAUGAAGAACCACGGCAAGGGCAUCUAUUCGGGUACCUUCUCGGGCACUCUGAAUCCGGCGCUGCAGGAUCGCUAUGGACGACCCAAACGCGACAUCUCCACCGUGAUCCACAUUCUCAACGACCUGCUGAGUGCCACACCGCAAUAUGGACGUGGUGCCCGCAUCAGCUUCGAGGCCCCCACAACUGGAUCGGUCUCGGGAUCUAGUUCGGGAUCCGGCAGCAGUGGAUCCACCUCAACGACGUCCUCCAGCGGGGGAAUGCAUCACGGAUCACGCAGCAAAAUGUACUCUUCCAAGCACCACAAUUGCGCCAAGUGCAACAGUCGCGCCCAGCAGCAGCAGCAGCAGCAACAACAACAACAACAACAACAACAGCAGCAGUCGGCGGCUCUGGCCACCGGAGCCGGAGGAAGUUGCUCCUUCCGCGACUGUCCCAGCUAUCACUCCUCCUCCGCCGCCGCUGGCGCCUCAAAGGCGUCCGGCAGCUCCAAGUCUUCGUCUCACAGCUGCUGCCAGGCUGAGCCAGCAAGCUCACUGGCCAGUCAAACCAACGGCUGCAGCUGUCGCUAUCGCCGGGAUGAUGGACAGGGACAGGGAGAACGGGAGCGUGAGCACACGUGCCAGAAGUGUACCGUGGAGCUGGCCAACAUGAAGACCCGCUCGAAGAUGGACCAGCUGCGCCUGGUGAUGCAGCAGCACAAGCAGAAGCGAGAGGCGCGCAAGCUGAAGAGCGGCCCCUAUGCCACGCCCGGCACAGCUUCGGCGGCCGAGAACCUCUCCUCGACGGCAGCCGGCGGUACAGCCGCCGUUUCAAUGGGUGGAGCGGCAGCCCAGUACAGUGCCGUGAGCGCCCUGGUGGCCACGCCCCUGCAACAAGCCGCUGCGCCCGUCCAGGCGGGGAAAGCUGCACCCGCGAGCAACAUCACAGGCAACAACAACAACAGCAGCAGCAACACCAAUGCCAACAGCAACACUUCGACGGCACCCGCAACAGCAGCCGCCGCAGCAGCAACGGCAGCACCACCCAGCGAAGUCUCCCCCAACCACAUUGUGGAGGAGGUGGAUACGGCGGCCUAAAGGCAGCGGCACCACCAUCAGCUGGAGCAACCACCAGCCCCGCUGACAUUAUCCUAUUUUGUAGCAUUUACUAGUUUACGCAGCAGCAACAAAGAAAGAAGAUCAGAGGAGAGAUGAAGAUGAAGAUGAAGAUGGUUAGGGGAUUUGAAGAUGGAGAUGGAAGAUGGAGAUGAAGACGCAGGACCAGUAGAAGCAGAAUGGGCAAACAAGAGAAACUAGAACCACAACUAAAGCUUAUAUUAAUCUAGAGUUAGUGCAUAACAACACCAAUUCUUAUGUUCGAACACCCGCUCGUUCAAUAUUCCCACCUUCAAAAUGAGGCAAAAGGGGAAUGGGAGCGCCCGGAAAGUCGAUAAGCUGUUAAAUUAAUUUUAAGAUCCUUUAACACACACCCUCUUCAGUCCAUGCCAACAAAUUUUGGAAACACUUGGAGUGAAUAAUUCAGCUUCUGGAGGCGAAAUCCUUUAAUGUUUUGUAAAUUAAAUUUAGUGAAAUUUUUUGUGUGCAUCCCAGGCAAACGCAAAUUCAAUUGCGAAAAAUCCAGCAAGAGCGGAAAAAAACAAAGAAAGAAACGCGAAUCAUAAGAAAAAGGAAAGAAAAAACCUAUUAUGGAAAUGAUUAAUAUAGAUUUAAAUGUAAAACGUAUACACACACAGACUAUGCUGAAUGAAUUGUAAGCCAAAGCGGUGGCAAAUUUUGGUAGAACUAAAACGAAAUUUAGAUUUAAUUUUAGACACACCAAAUCUAACACACACACAACACGAUCACACACACACACCUGGCUUUGGCAGCUUUAUGUUAUGUUUAACUUUAAUCAACGACAGAAAGAAAAUCUGCACAUGCAAAUGCGACUGCAAAGUGGCGCUUUAACCUAAUUUGCCUUAAUAGAAAAUCGUUUUUCACCUAUUACUUUUUUUUGUAUACUUUAUCACCAAGAAUGUGUUUCGAAACGCGCCGGGGAAAAAACGAGCGACGAAUUGAAUUUUGUUCACCUACACCUAUACUAUUGAAUUAGUUAGUAAGACUAUGUUUUCUAUUCAUUUUACAAUUACCUUUACACGUAUAAUUACCGAUUGGAUUAGUUUAAUAAGUUGCGCAACAGAAGCGUCUAAGAAGCAGCAAGUAACGCUAACUUAGCUGUAGAAUUAUAAUUUAAACACAAGCAAUUACUAUUUUUUUGUCCUACACUAACUAUUAUCCAAUUCAAAUAAUGCAAUUAGUUCUAGGCGAGUUUAACUUUUGAGUUGGUUUCAUUUGUCUUUGCCUUGUGUGCACUACAACUACUUGAUUUCAAUAAAUGUUUAGUAAAUGGUUUAGUUAACUAAAUUAUACUUUGUUUAUUAUUUUCGUUGGAUUUCGGUUGCUUUAUUGUUAUUAUUAUUAUUUUCAGCUUAUUUUCGGGCUGCGUCUUGUGCAAUACAACCACACUCUAGACAAAAACACACUCGUAAACGAAUAAGAGAUCGAAUGAGCAAGUGAACAUCAAGUAUUUUGAUUUGAUUGACUCUUUUUAGAAAUGAUGUGCCAAUUGCAAAUCCAAAUACAUGUGCGUAUAUAUGUGGAACCCUAGUAAGAAUUGUAAAUUAUAUAUAUAUAUAUAUAAAUGUAUACCCUAUACCUAACCUAUAUAUAACCUCCUCACACACACACACUCGAGAAGCAAGAGGAGUAUCGAACUAAUUGAAACUUUUUAUCAAAGAAAAACCCAACUUGACAGACAUAUAAAGGCUUCAAGAAAUAUGUUUGUAAGUCGUAGUUAUUAAGUGCUAAGUAAAAGUUAUGUGCAAUUUAUACAAACAUCCGUUUCUGUUUCUAUAGUUUCCCUUCUAUACCCCUAUUUAUAUAUCUAUAUUCGUAAAGCUUUCCAUCUAUCUCUACAUAACGAAUUCGGUAGUUAUAUUAGCAUUAGGAGACACAUAAGUUCGAUGUACGAUAACAAAUCUAGAGUUAGGCUUAGACGAAGGGCACCAAAGGCAGGAUAUAUCGAUAAGGAUGAGGAAAAAGAAUGGAUGAACAGAA